AUGGCCGCUAUCUUGGUCAACGACCCCUACUGCAAUGUCGACACCAGCUCGGUUGAUCGCCAAGGAGUGACGAAGGCUAUGAAGACUCUUCUUCAAUCAGCUGCUUUGAACAAUGAUAUCGUCUCACUUGGGGCAGACAGCGAGUACAAAAUGCUGGAAUCGGCAUACUCCUGCGUGUCCACGCAGUGCGCAGCAGGUGUCUCGCUCACGCAUGCUGACGCAAGCUGUGCUGCUUUGAGGCAGUUGGCCGAUCUGAGCGACGAGGGGAUGGCGAAGCUGAAGCCAACCGCAAGGUUGAGCCCAAAGGUGAAGAGGGCAUUGGUUCUUGUUUCCGAUUCGAGCACGGCGCUGUGCAAAAAGAAUCGUCGCGGGCUGUUUGUCAAGUCCGACUUGGAUCAAGAAGUGAACCUUGCCAGUUUCACCUUGGGUUGGUCGCAGACUCGCUAUACAAUGUGCUGGAGUAAAACCCUAGCAUGGAUCGUUUGGCAGGUCGAGGAACACAUUCGCGAACUCCGCGCCAACUUUCCCGGCCUCAUCAUCGAUGUCAUCUGUUGGUGGUGUGGGAAUGAGAUCUCCGGUCAGUCGGGCUGCACCCCGACCAGACUUGGUCCGGGCCUUGCCUAUCGCGACCCGAAUGUGACCACGGAGAAUGUCGCCAAGAAGGUACGGCCCUCUGCGGAUGUGUUAUAG
Symbiodinium sp. CCMP2592 is the source of this 690-nucleotide messenger RNA. The record is from the annotation of a GenBank genome assembly. Lineage: Eukaryota; Dinophyceae; Suessiales; Symbiodiniaceae.